Messenger RNA from Colletotrichum fioriniae, 1473 nucleotides. Lineage: Eukaryota; Fungi; Ascomycota; Sordariomycetes; Glomerellales; Glomerellaceae. The record is from RefSeq and is a predicted model, not a curated record.
AUGGCUCGAAACUCCAUCAUGGACCAGAACGAAACAAAGACCGACGACCAGCUCAAGGCAGUUGAUAGCAUCCCCGGCUAUCUAGUCCUUUCCGAUGAAGAACGUCUCGCGCAACUCGGCCAUCAGCAGGAGCUGAAGCGGCAAUUCUCUUUGACAACCUUGGGGGCAUUAUGCCUAUGUCUUAUGGCAACAUGGGAAGCACUUUCCACUGUCAUUGCUCAGGCACUCGUGAAUGGCGGUGCGCCAUGCUUAUUCUACAACUUCCGAUCACUCGCAGCCUUCACGACCGGUUGGAUCUCCGUGGGUGGUCUGAUUGUCUUCUGUGCAUCAGCAGCGUUUGCAGCUGGCCUGCAAACCCAGUCCUUGAUCGUCAUCAACGACGACUCCUACAUACCGGCACGAUGGCAAGGCAUGUUGUUCUACUGGGCUGUGCUUCUAUACUCAGCGGCGCUCAACAUCUGGGGGUCAAAGAUGCUGCCCCACGCAAACAUGAUCUCAGGUAUUCUCCACGUUGUGGGUUUCGUAGUCAUACUGGUGGUCCUUGGCGUCAUGGCUCCCAAGAAUACCGCGUCCUUUGUCUUCACCGAAGUCGUCAACAGUAGUGGCUGGGAGAAUGAUGGUGUGUCGUGGCUCGUGGGCUUGAUUAGCGCGGUGUAUCCUUUCCUUGGGUACGACGCUGCUUGUCACAUGGCCGAAGAGAUCCCCAACGCCCCACGCAAUGUCCCCAUUGCUAUGGUCGGAAGUGUAACUGUUAAUGGCCUGAUGGGCUUCAUUUACUGCACGGUUCUCCUGUUCUCGACUGGGUCACUGGAAUCCCUUUUGACUACACCGACCGGCUUCCCCUUCAUGCAGAUUUAUCUCGAUGUUACCAGAUCUCGGGCCGGAGCGACAGUGCUCUCGCUCCUAGUGAUCUUGAUUGCAAUUGCUGCAACAGUAGGCGGCAUCACCUCCGCUUCCCGCACUCUGUGGGCUUUCGCUAGAGACAGAGCUGUUCCAUUCGACUCGCAUUUCAGUUACGUCAACAAGAAGCUUCAGGUACCAGUAACCUCUAUAGUAUUUGUUACUGUGGCCCAGAUUCUUCUCGGCUUUCUGUACUUGGCGAACACUACCGCUUUCAAUGCCGUAUUAUCCAUGGCGAUUAUCGGCAUCUAUCUUUCCUACAGUAUUCCUAUUGCUUAUAUGUUGUUCGUCGGUAGGGGCAAGCUCACUCGCAAGGAAUACGGGCCUUUCAGGUUGGGCCCGGUUGUGGGGCCGGUCUUGAAUACUAUCAGUCUUGUCUGGAUGACCGUUGUCAUCAUUUUUAGCACUUUCCCUUCAUCACAACCGGUUACUGCCCAGAAUAUGAACUAUUCUACUGUUGUCAUGGCAGGUUGGUUAGUCUUCGGACUUGGUUAUUAUGUCAUCCGAGGCCGGGCAAAAUUUGAGGUUCCAGUUGUAGUUUCGGAUAUCGUUGAAGGAGUUCGGGAUAAUUGA